Ostertagia ostertagi is the source of this 4761-nucleotide messenger RNA. Lineage: Eukaryota; Metazoa; Nematoda; Chromadorea; Rhabditida; Trichostrongylidae. The record is from the annotation of a GenBank genome assembly.
AUGUCGUUGCUUAAGAGAGGCAGUCCAGAAGAUAAAGGACAACAAUGCCAGAAGAAUCACAACGUUAUAGUGGUAGGAAAUAGCGAAAUGGGCAAAUUGUUUUCACCUGGAAGUUUCUUUAGUAUAGAAACAGUCGAUAAAGCUCGCACUCAAAUUGUCAUCUAUGUGGACGAAUUCAUUGAAAAGGAACUCAAAGAAGUAGUUAUAUCGGUUGAACGUUCCCUUCUUGGCGAAUCUCUUUCAAAGACGUUUACCUCAACAGGCGGUGUGUCAGUUUUAGCUGAAAAGAAGAAGAUUGAAGAGGUCACCUUGGAUAAUAUUCAACUAACUUUCAAAGAGUUGUACAUGAGCCGAGCAGAUAUGUGGCGCUAUAGAUCCAGACUGAUAAACACUUGUGCCUAUACUCGACAAAACAGCGUUCUUAUAUACAUCCAAAUGAGUUCAGAAAUGUGGCAGCUGGAUCCUCAGGGUGACCUUUAUUUUGAAAAAUGUGUCAAAGGGUUUAUGGCGGAACUGUUCUCGAAGUGGUAUCUAAACUCUAGCGCCCACUAUGUUUCCAUCAUUCUGUGCUCUCGAUUUUAUCUUCUGGGUGAGCCUGACAAAGAGGUUGAAGAGCUGCUUGGCCCCACUGCUCGUGAUCAUCGGGGACGUUAUUUUCAGGACUUCUAUCGUCUUUUGGUCCAAAAUGAACACUAUGAAGAUUGGAGCCACGUUCUUUCAACGAUAAAACUAUCAUUCAACAAAUACCAGGACACGAUACAAGAAGUGUUGGCCGCCAAUUACCCCAGCCUGAAAGGAAGGUGGGAAAUCUCAACAGCCGCUGAUGGCAACUUUCUGCAAGUGCUGAAUAUGAGCAUGAACUCGUUCAAUGUUUAUCAUACAGAUAGGAGGUUUGAGACAACUGGUCAACAGAUCAUCUUUGUGACUCCUGGUGGUGGUGUCUUAAAUGUGGAUCGAGAGAUGGUGAACAUGACAAAGCAGCGAAUCAUUGAUAUGGGCAUUUCACUCGAUAUGGUGUGUUUGGGAGAGCAACCAUUGCACGCGGUACCACUGUUUGUGUUUCAUAAUCGCUGGACGUCGUCUCAACCGUUUGAAGACUAUUUUAUUCCGCAUUGGAUGAAUUACUCUUAUUAUCGGAUGAGCAAACGAAGUGCCAUAUCGAUCAACUUUCGCCCACGUAUUAAUCUGCCCAAUGUGAUGUUGUCUGCUCCACGCACGUUGGUGAUGAAUGGCGAAACUGUGCAACAUUGUGAUAUGCACGCCUAUGACAAUGAAGCGUUUUCCAAGUUACUCACGCAGACCAGGUUUGGCGAAAAAGGUAAAAGUCAGCAGGCUGUGGACGAAUUACGUAAGGAGCUGGGACUGCCGCCGGUUCAAGCUGAACCGAUAACAUACCCUCCUUACGAAAGAUCGCUCUCAGCUCGAGUUGGUCCGAGCUCGUUGGAUAACGGAGGGUGUGCUAUAUCAAUGCGAAAUGCUGUGGAGAGUGGGUCAUUUGAGCAGAAGCGUUUUGUUGGAGGUGAGACGGAGGCGAUUGGAGGAGAAAGAGCGUAUUCGCUCAACCAACCAAAUAACAAGCGUGGCCCAGCGUUUGGAAAUCGUCGUGGUUUGGGAUCGCACGUUGAAGCUGUUCCGCAUCGAUCGUUAAUUAAUCCAUUUCGACCGGAUCAAUUUUAUGUUAGAAUCACAGCGAAUCGACGUCGAUGGAUUCAUGUUUUCCCGGUUGAUGAAAUGGGUCGCUCCAAGCUUGCUCACCACUACGUUGAUGGCACGAGCACAGUGCACAUAAAUAUGAUAGACGAAGCUCCACCAGUCGGUAAUGAACUCGAAAAGAAAUUGCGCGAAAACGGUGUCGUAGGUUCACCAUCUCGUCGUAUUGAACGUCCUGAAUCUCCAUUGAUUUCGAAUGGACAGCCUUCUGAAAGUACAACAAGUACUGCUACUGUUAAUAUGAAGAACGACGACUUCACACCUGUCCGAAGAGUGGGUGAGGCUAAAAAAGAACAAACGCGCGUAUGGGCGUGGGGAUCAACCGGCGAAGAGAAGUGGAAUCCCGAUAUGGAAAUCGGCAUGGAUUGGAAAUCUCUUGUUAGAUCUGCUCUACUCCCUAUCACAACUGAUUAUUUUCCUGAUCGACUGACUCUUAUAAGCGACUACCUAUAUACCGAACAUCAAAUUUCUGUUGUACAAGAGCACGUAGCCAUCAAACAAAGUUUCUUCGCUCCCAUCACUACGGAACAGACUGAGAUUGUUCAUCGUCUAGUGCUGACAGGAUCUGAUAUCACAGUGACAGUGUUUUAUCCGAAGAGGAGCCGUGAAGCGGAAUCGAGUCCAUCUCCUUCGAUGCAGCCGUACUCGUACUUCUUCCAGGUACCCGUCUACCCCAACAGUCAUCUCGUGCCAUGCCAGGUGCCCGAUGCUCAGUGCUAUGAACGCAGUACGACUAGUUUCAAGCCGCACAACCUAGACAAGUUGAAUUGGAGCUUGCUGGACUGUAAUAUAAAGUACCGCAACAAUUCUCAAAUGUUCAAAGAAGAGAUGAAGAGCUAUUCUUCGAGGUUCAUGAUGGUUCCACAACCAGAAGUUCAAAACAUAGUACAGCGUAUGCUGUCUGAACAUCUGCCAGGAGCUUCUUUUCGAUCAGUUGAAGGCAGAUCGCGUUCCCCACUCCUCUACGACAGUAUGAUAAGAGUACUUCUUCAAAUCAAUCGACUUGUUCGUCCCCCAAUUUCCUCACCAGCUGCCAAUGUUACUCAACGCUGUUUGCUUCCGAAGCCGGAGCUCACGGUGGCCAAUUAUGAACAGUCCGGGUGCGCAUUCAAAACAGAAGUGGCGUUGUUGGGCAUGACCAGUCAAAAUUCCCGCUGCCUGUCGAUCCGCCCUAAACAUGUAUUUAUGUCGUACACUUUUGUGAACUGGCUCACCGCUGGUAACGUGAAAGAGUUGGCGACGCGUGAAAGUGCAAUUAAAUUUGCCAAUGAGUUGGUAGAAAUGGAAGCGAUACAAAUUGUCCGUGCAACUGAUGUCGAAUAUGAUGAAUUGGAGUCGUGCAUUUCAUCGGAAUCUGAGGCACGACUUUUCCGUUACGGUUUCCAGUUGUGCGCUUUUGUCGAUAAUGAACGUGACCACCCGCCCUAUAGUCGAUGGAUGAGAGUUGAGUUCAUUCCCAAAUGUGAAUCAUUGGGUCCUCUUACUGAGUGCAAAUUCAAGCAAGCAGCAAUUGAUCUGGAUUUUGCUCCUCGUGAUCCAUGUCCGUUAGGUGAAUGGGGAAGGGUAGUGUACGACAGAUCUUUCUGCGAGCAGAAGGCCUUUGAACUGAGUAUCAAAUGGUUUAUGGCCACCGGUCAGACGGUUGCAGAUACUGUUUAUACAUGGCAGUCUAAGAUUUCGAAGGAAAAGUUCUUCUUGUUCCCUGUACCUGAAGAUCCCAUUGCGCUUCCGAAAGACCUGAACUCAAAUCCACUUCGCUUGUCCUAUUCGUGUUCAAGUUCAACAAGAUGUUGUUCCGAAUCAUAUGAUUUCAUUCAGUUGGAGCAAACCCUACAGCAUCUUCUGUUCUGCUUUGGUUUUUGCGCUAUGGAAUGUUCAGUGGAGCACGCAAUGGCAACACGAAGCUCUUCGUUCUCGAGUAGAGAGGCGUCUUUUGGUGAGUCGUUUGAAAUCAGUCUAGAAAGCAAGCCGUGGGAUUGUUCAUCACUUUACAUGCAUCAAACCGGCGGUAUGUUUGUCUCGUUGGAACGUCCAGCUGACAAACCAAUGUUUUUCUUUUGGGCGUGGAAUCAUAUGCUCACGAAGAAGUACAGGCAGGAUAGUUAUUAUACGCACUACUUGUUAGGGUCCAAAGAAGCCAAUAUGAAGUAUGCGCAACUAGUAAUGGGUCCUGCUGGAAGUGGCAAAGUGGUCACAUACUGCUCAGUCAUAUACAAUCACUGCCAAAGCAUUGGGCGUUUUGUGCAAGUGGUGAAUCUCGAUCCCGCCGCUGAAACAUUCAACUAUCCUGCAACGGCUGAUGUGCGCGCGUUGAUCAGUGUCGACGACGUUAUGGAGGAUAAAGAGCUGGCACUGGGUCCGAAUGGCGCUCUCGUUUUCUGCAUGGAAUAUCUGGUUCAAAAUUUGGAAUGGCUCCACGAUGAGUUAUGUGAGGGCGAAGACGACUACUUUAUUUUUGAUUGCCCAGGGCAGAUUGAACUGUACAGUCAUUUACCUAUCAUGCGGCAACUGGUUGAUGCGUUCAGGGCGUGGGACUUCAACGUGUGCUCAGUUUUCCUGAUUGAUACUCACUUUGUGCUGGAGGCUGAGAAGUUUAUCGCUGGUGCACUUACGGCUCUAUCCGCAAUGGUGGCAAUUGAGACGCCAUGUGUGAAUGUGCUUACAAAGAUGGAUCUACUCAGAGAGACAAACUUUGUAUCGAUCACAAUAUGCUCGGCUGAAAAAUUAGCGUUCACUGCAUUAGUGUUCCCGUUGGGUUGGCAGACCACUAAACUUAAUGUAGACGAUUUUCUCGAAACAGACACACGAAGUAUAGUUGAACAUGAUACACCACACAUGUGGAAUGAACGGCAUCGCCAGCUGACUAGGACUAUAGCACAGGUGCUCGAGGACUAUUCUAUAGUUAAAUUUGUGGCGUUAAAUUCCGACGAUGAAGAGAGUAUAGAGCAGUUGCUGCUUGUCAUUGACACAACAAUUCAGUAUGGCGAGGAUUUGGAGGUGAAGGAUAGGUAUCCUGAAGAGCAAGAUCCAGAAGACGAGAAUUACGCAUAA